Messenger RNA from Hevea brasiliensis (rubber tree), 2577 nucleotides. Its product is annotated as chaperone protein ClpB1. Lineage: Eukaryota; Viridiplantae; Streptophyta; Magnoliopsida; Malpighiales; Euphorbiaceae. The transcript is spliced from 6 exons. The record is from RefSeq and is a predicted model, not a curated record. Bases 189 to 2204 code for a protein of 671 amino acids. Gene Ontology annotation, cellular component: cytoplasm. Gene Ontology annotation, molecular function: ATP binding; ATP hydrolysis activity. Gene Ontology annotation, biological process: cellular response to heat.
GCAUAGCCCAGCUUUAGGAAACUCCGUACCCGAUUUCUGCUGGUCUUUCGAUCUCUGUAUGGGUUCUGAGAACGAAGUAUUUCCAUGAUCUCCUCUAAAAUGCGAUCGAAGCCAUCCAAUCUAGGGUGUUUGCAGCUCUGAGUGUUCUUCCUUCGAAGAAAGCCAUCCAAUCUCCAAACCAUUAUCAAAUGGCCCAAAGGAUUGUGAGAGGAGAUAUGCCAACUAACCUUGCUGAUGUGAGGCUUAUUGCGUUGGAUAUGGGUGCCUUAGUAGCUGGAGCAAAAUAUAGAGGAGAAUUUGAGGAGCGGCUGAAGGCUGUCUUGAAGGAAGUGGAAGAGGCAGAAGGAAAGGUAAUACUAUUUAUUGAUGAAAUCCAUCUUGUUCUUGGAGCUGGUCGAACAGAGGGUUCUAUGGAUGCUGCUAACCUUUUCAAGCCCAUGCUUGCUAGAGGUCAGCUUAAGUGCAUUGGUGCAACAACACUGGAAGAGUACAGGAAGUAUGUAGAAAAAGAUGCUGCAUUUGAGAGAAGGUUCCAGCAAGUUUACGUUGCAGAACCUAGUGUUACUGACGCAAUUAACAUUCUUCGAGGUUUGAAAGAGAAGUAUGAGGGUCACCAUGGUGUUCGAAUUCUAGAUCGAGCUCUUGUAGUUGCAGCACAGUUAUCCAGUCGAUACAUUGCAGGCCGUCGUCUGCCUGAUAAGGCAAUUGAUUUAGUUGAUGAAGCCUGCGCAAAUGUAAGAGUCCAACUUGAUAGUCAGCCUGAAGAAAUUGAUAACCUGGAGAGAAAGAAAAUCCAACUAGAAGUGGAACUCCAUGCGCUGGAGAAGGAGAAGGACAAAGCCAGCAAAGCUCGACUUGCUGAAGUUGUAAAAGAACUUGAUGACUUGAGAUACAAGCUUCAACCUCUGAUGAUGAAAUACAAAAAAGAGAAGGAGAGGAUUGAUGAAAUUAGGCGCCUCAAGCAGAAGAAAGAGGAGAUACAGUUUACAAUUCAAGAGGCAGAAAGAAGAUAUGAUUUAGCUAGAGUUGCUGAUUUGCGUUAUGGGGCAUUGGAAGAAGUUGAUGCUGCCAUAGCUCGGCUUGAAGGAAGUACAGAUGAGAACUUAAUGUUGACGGAAACUGUUAAACCAGAACAUAUUGCAGAAGUUGUAAGCCGAUCGACUGGCAUUCCCAUUACAAGGCUUGGCCAAAAUGAGAGAGAGAAGUUAAUUGGUCUUGCAGAGAGGUUGCAUCAGAGAGUGGUGGGACAAGACGAAGCAGUUGAUGCUGUUGCAGAGGCUGUGCUUAGGUCAAGGGCUGGCUUAGGAAGGCCACAACAGCCAACUGGUUCAUUCCUUUUCUUGGGUCCAACUGGUGUUGGUAAAACGGAGCUUGCUAAGGCUCUGGCUGAGCAGCUCUUUGAUGAUGAGAAUCAAUUGCUGAGAAUAGAUAUGUCUGAGUAUAUGGAGCAACACUCUGUUGCAAGACUAAUUGGUGCUCCUCCAGGGUAUGUGGGACAUGAGGAAGGUGGGCAGCUUACAGAGGCUGUGAGGCGAAGGCCUUACAGUGUUGUCCUGUUUGAUGAAGUGGAGAAAGCACAUCAUUCUGUGUUUAAUACUCUCCUACAAGUUCUGGAUGAUGGACGGUUGACUGAUGGCCAAGGCCGCACCGUAGACUUUAGCAAUACAGUCAUUAUAAUGACUUCCAACCUUGGAGCAGAACCUCUGCUAUCAGGAUUAAUGGACAAAUGUUCAAUGCAAGUUGCUCGAGAUCGUGUUAUGCAAGAGGUGAGGAAGCAUUUUAGGCCUGAAUUGCUAAAUAGGCUUGAUGAGAUUGUGGUGUUUGACCCACUUUCUCGUGACCAAUUGAGGAAAGUUGCUAGAUUACAAAUGAAGGAUGUUGCUGUCCGUCUCGCUGAGAGGGGUAUUGCAUUGGCCGUGACUGAUGCUGCAUUGAAUUAUAUAUUAGCAGAGAGUUAUGAUCCUGUAUAUGGUGCCCGACCAAUUAGAAGAUGGCUUGAAAAGAAGGUGGUUACGGAGCUGUCAAGAAUGCUCGUAAGAGAGGAGAUUGAUGAAAAUUCAACUGUCUACAUAGAUGCGGGGCCGAAGGGAGGUGACUUGGCAUAUCGAGUGGAGAAGAAUGGUGGACUUGUUAAUGCAACCACAGGACAGAAGGCUGAAGUAUUAAUUCAGAUACGCAGCGUCCCCAGGAUUGAUGCAGAAUAGGCGGUGAAGAGGAUGAAGAUUGCAGAAAUUGUUGAUGACGAUAAAGAGACGAUCGAGUAAAUUGCCUGGGUUGAAGGAAAGGGGCAUGCUGCUCUCCAGAGUUGAAAGUGGGGUAUUAAUUACACUCGGGUGUAUGCAGUAAUUAGCCCUUCCGCUCCUGUCUAACAGCAAGUGUUAACGAAUGCAGGUUUUGAAUGUAUUAGGUGCUCCAGAGCACAUGAGAUGGGAUGGAAUAAUUGAAUUCUUGAGUAUAGGGUGUAAUAAAAAUGAGUACACCAGAAGCAUAUUAUAAUUUUCCUAGGAUGUAAAUGUAAAAUUAACUUUUCCCUCUGUUUUUAAAUAUUUUUUUUCCUCUUUUCACAUAGAGAGUGUU